CAGAGCCAAUGCUGAUUAGCAUAGAUAUCUUGGCCGAGUGCUGAUGUCACUACUUUCCAUUCGAAGUUCAUUUUUGUCCUAGUUGGAACUUGCUGGUUUUUUUUGUGUAAGAAUCUGCUGCCUCACACUGUAAAUCUCCUGAGGGCAAUCGCUCGCUUCUGUAUAAAUAAAGAGCCAUCCACGGCAGCCUUGUAAUUCAUAACAAGUGCAACAGCAGCCUCGGACUAUAUUACAGUUGUUCAAAACAGCCACCUCUCGGAGAGACCAUGCAUUUGCAAAGCCUUAAUUGCAACGUUAUUCUGAUCGCUUGUUUGCCUGACAGUGAAGUCUUCACAGAUAGUGAUUUAAAGGAUGACUUUGAGACCUUGUUCAGGGUCUACGACAAGAAUGUGACCUUCCAGUUUUUCAAGAGCUUCAGGCGAGUUCGAAUCAACUUCAGCAACCCCAUUGCUGCAACUGAAGCCCGAAUUCAACUUCAUGAAACUGAGUUUAAUGGGAAGAAAAUGAAGCUCUACUUUGCACAGAUCCAGAACAAAUCUUUCAGUAAAGGUAGUCCUCACCUUGCACCACCCCAUCCAGAAAAACAAUUCCUCAUUUCCCCACCAGCAUCUCCGCCUGUUGGGUGGAAGCAAGCAGAAGAUGCUACUCCAGUUGUAAACUAUGACUUGUUGCAUGCAAUUUCCAAGCUGGGACCAGGGGGGAAGUACGAAUUGCACGCUGGUACUGACACCACUCCCAGUGUUGUUGUACAUGUUUGUGAAAGCGACCCAGAACUGGAGCAGGAACAAGAGGAGGACGAUGGCAAGAAUCGGCCCAAACCGAAAAUCGUUCAAACAAGACGGCCAGACUACGCUGCAAACCAUUCUAAGUGAAGUGAACUUGUCGACAUGUCCGCGUCUUUGCGUUUGGAUUCCUCAUACAGAGAACGGCCACACUACUGAGUUAUAAUGGGGAUACUGGACUGCAGUAUGACUUUUUGCAAGGAGUUUAAGUUCCCAAAAUGCAUAACUGUGUGUGUGUAUACUGGUAGGCAGAAAGAAUGUGGGAAAUUUGUACUGUUUCGAUGCUUUAGCGUUAUUUUCUGCUGUAAGCCUGCACAUUUAAACUGCAAAGAUAUUGAACUGGGGACAGCUGGAACAGCUGGAUGAGUGAGCAACAUUGAUAAAGGCACUCGUGGUGAGGUAGUGUCUGGUUGGCACUGACAUUUUUUUUUUAGUUCUCUUUAACGUUUUUGUGUCUAUCAUUUCCUUGCUAUUAUACUUUGCAUAUUGUUGCAAACAUUGUAGUUAUUUGUGGUGUUUCGUGUGGCCUGGUACAAUGUUUAAAAUAGUCCUAGCAGUGCCAGCUUGUAUGGAAUUGUGACAUAUUCAACUUAAGCAGGAAACUGAAUAUAAUUGCAAACAGUGGCUGCUUCAUGGGUUAAUUUAACCACUUAUCAGGAUCAGGUGGCUUUUUUAACUUUUUAAACUCCAUCUAACUACCUACUGUAAGUAUUCUCUAAUCAAACUGCAUCACCAUGAUUGUGAAGAUAAUUGACGCGGUCUGGCUUGCACUUUAUCUUUCCGCAAACCUUCUGCGACGUAGCUACCUGUCCCGUGCACUAAAACUAACCGCAUGUUGUAAAACACACACUAUUGUAUGGAGAUUUUUUCGAAUCUAUUACUCUAGUGCGUUUGUGUCUUCUAAAUGAACUGACUCAUCAUUUGCUUCAUUGAGAUUCAAGCUUGCCCGACCACAUUAGUCUGACAUUUGGUGUCAGAGUUGGACUCGGAUAUUAUUUUGCCUGUUUCUUACUCUUUCCUCUGGCUGGUUCACUUGCAAGCGAAGGACUGCAGUGCUGUGAGCUGACAAAUCUGGCAAAAGCUGAUUGUUAGGGUGCUUUUUGCACUCCAUAACCCCAAAAUGAAGACUAACUCCUAGAGGCAUUUAUUGGAUGAAAUGGAACAAAAAUGAAUCCCAUGUAUCGGAAGGAACUGCAGAUCUUCUGUACCUCAUUAUGUUGGAACUAGGCACAUUUUCUUUAAGAAUUAGGGAAGUACAGGACAGAAACUGGCCCUUUGACUCAAUGUGUAGGAAGGAGCUGCAGAUGCUGGUUUGCACUGAAGACAGACACAAAAAAGCUGGAGUAACUCA
Messenger RNA from Amblyraja radiata (thorny skate), 2133 nucleotides. Its product is annotated as calcipressin-1. Gene Ontology annotation, biological process: calcium-mediated signaling. NCBI's taxonomy places the organism in Eukaryota, Metazoa, Chordata, Chondrichthyes, Rajiformes, Rajidae. The coding region runs from base 267 to 872 and encodes 201 amino acids. Gene Ontology annotation, molecular function: nucleic acid binding; calcium-dependent protein serine/threonine phosphatase regulator activity. Gene Ontology annotation, cellular component: nucleus; cytoplasm. The record is from RefSeq and is a predicted model, not a curated record. The transcript is spliced from 4 exons.